Molecule: messenger RNA, 630 nt
Organism: Acanthocheilonema viteae
Lineage: Eukaryota; Metazoa; Nematoda; Chromadorea; Rhabditida; Onchocercidae
Source: the annotation of a GenBank genome assembly
AUGAUUGUUAAGAGAAGGAAACGUGACUAUACUGGAUCUCUGCAAUCGGGUGGGAGCUGCUGUUCAAGUUCAGAAUCAGAUCAGUUGGUCGACGAAUCUCCUCUUCAAGUUUCAUCAUCUUUCACUCUUCCAUCACCUACCUAUGCAACCUAUGGCUUAACAUCGACUACAAACCAACUUUUGCAUGCAGUGAAUAAAUCAAUCGAAUCAGCUCCAUGGCAUCAGCAGCUUGGUUCUAAUAUGAAAAAUGAAGGAGAAAGUGGAGAACGUCGUAUGGCAACUGAUCAUUCAUCGACGACAUUCUCAGUUGCUACUCCUUCUUUUACCGAUACUGAAACCAUUUCAUCCUUCGUACCAUAUCGAGAAAUAAAUCCAGGAACUACUUGUUUUCUGGAAGAGGCUAAACGUAUUGCCUCAUCAGCACCAUUUAAGGAUAAAGAUAGCACGAAAGUAACUGUUUUGGAGGAGAAUGCUGAAAAUGCUAUAACGCAAAAGCUAAUAUGGGCUUUGAAACAGUUGGAAAAUUCUAAGAAACCUGAUGAAAUUGUACAGUUGAUGAAUGUGGUCGCCAGUGCUUUAAACAUAUUGAACAAUUUGAAAGUCAAAGAUAAUUCUGCACCAUUAACCUAA